Messenger RNA from Peromyscus maniculatus bairdii (prairie deer mouse), 360 nucleotides. Its product is annotated as large ribosomal subunit protein eL37-like. NCBI's taxonomy places the organism in Eukaryota, Metazoa, Chordata, Mammalia, Rodentia, Cricetidae. Gene Ontology annotation, molecular function: RNA binding; structural constituent of ribosome. The record is from RefSeq and is a predicted model, not a curated record. Gene Ontology annotation, cellular component: ribosome; cytosolic large ribosomal subunit. Gene Ontology annotation, biological process: translation.
AUGCCAGCUGUCAACGUCCUGCAUCAUCACAGCACACGGAAGAAGAAAAGCCACAUCAUCUUCCCGCAGAAGCAGAGUAAAAGCAAGGUGAGGAAAGCAGAGUCAUCCUUCGGAGAGCAUCGCAAUAAGACACACACACUUGCUGCCGGCCGCUGAGGCUGUGAGGUCUACCUUCGGAAGCAGAUCUGUGGCAAAUGUGGCUACCACGCCAAAUGCAAGAGAAACUGUAACUGGAGUGCCCAGGCCACGACACAAAACACUACUGGGACUGGGCAAUUGAGCCACCUAAGCCAUGGAUUCCCUGAAGGAACAAGACCUAAACCCCAAAGGGUAGUUGUUGCAGCUUCCAGUUCAUCCUGA